Messenger RNA from Photinus pyralis (common eastern firefly), 844 nucleotides. RefSeq lists its product as uncharacterized. The transcript has 4 exons. The coding region runs from base 229 to 759 and encodes 176 amino acids. The record is from RefSeq and is a predicted model, not a curated record. Lineage: Eukaryota; Metazoa; Arthropoda; Insecta; Coleoptera; Lampyridae.
ACCUAAUGUCUAUAAUGUAUUCCAAAUGAAGAUAUUUGCGUGACCAUGCAUCUUUAACCGUAAUUUGUGCCGCGUUAAUCUUCGGUAUAAAUAGGUAUGGACUGCGUCACAAUCUGGUAUUCCAAUACAUCGACUGUUUUUUUACGCUGACAGUAUUCGUAAUCCCAUCCAGCACUUUGCGAGAAAAUAAUCCAUAGCUACCUCGAAAAGGUCGUGUUGUUAAUAACAAUGUUUCUUCUAGCAACGGCUGUUAUUCUUAGCAGCGCAAGUUUUGCGCAAGGAGGCCCUUCCGGUUACUACUGGAGAGAUUUUGAUGGAACCGUGCCACCAGAUGCCUUUCCAGGCGGUGUAGACGCCAACAAUAGACCAAUCUACAUUGCUCAGGUGUACGCAAAAAACAUAUUAAUGCCGGCCAAAAUUUACUUCAACGACAAUACCGCCUACUACGAGUACGGGAAUAAAGAACUUGGCGAAAAAGACAAUGUCAUGAUUCUCUGCACGGAACAUCCCGAAAAAUUCGAGUGGAUCAGUACGGAGGGUAAGAGCAUUAGGAAUAUCACUGGCAAGCACUUGGUCAUAGGCGGUUACCAAGAAGAGAAGUCCGCCACAUACAUCGGUAGGACACGAAUUGGUGGUGAGGUCGUGGUCUCGAAGGUGGUAAUCUAUACCCCUGCCAGAGCUGAAUAUGACGCCUUGUACCUUAUCAGCAAAGGGGUUCAACAUCAUGUGUUUAGUUUUGACGUGCUCACCUUUCAAUAGUAGAAACUUAGUGAUAUUUGUAAACGAAGAUGUCGUGAAACUAUAAUGUGCUAAAGCUAGCUUUUUAAUUAAAUGGAACUACGAG